AUGCCAGCCCAAUAUCCUCUUAGUCCUCAAUUCAUGAUUUUGUCCAAUAUUACUCAGUUUAGCCCCAUGUUCUACCUCACUGGUUUUCCAGGAUUGGAAGCCAUCGAACACUGGAUUUUCAUUCCCUUUUUCCUUAUGUACCUUGUGGCCAUCUCAGGCAAUUGUUUCAUUCUGAUAAUUAUUAAGACCAACACUCGUCUGCACACACCCAUGUACUAUCUACUCUCCUUUUUGGCCCUCACUGACCUGGGACUGUCAGUGUCGACCUUGCCUACUACUGUGGGAAUCUUUUGGUUCAAAUCUCAUGGUAUCUACCUUGCAGCUUGCCAAAUCCAGAUGUUCUGUAUCCACUCAUUUUCCUUCAUGGAGUCCUCAGUGCUCCUUAUCAUGUCCUUUGACCGCUGUUUGGCCAUCUGCCACCCCCUUAGGUACUCAGUCAUUAUCACUAGCCAGCGAGUGAUUAGGACAGGUCUGGCUGUCAUAUUCCGGGGACCUGUGGCCCUAAUUCCUCUUGUCAUCCUCCUGAAGACUUUUCCCUACUGUGGGCUUCGAGUCCUCUCCCAUUCUUUCUGCCUACACCAGGAAGUGAUACACUUGGCCUGCACAGAUACCACCUUCAACAACCUGUAUGGACUGACGGUAGUGGCAUUCACUAUGAUGCUGGACCUGGUGCUCAUCGCACUGUCCUAUGGAGUCAUCCUGCACACUGUGGCAAAACUGGCCUCCCAUGAGGAGCAGUUCCGAGCUUUCCAAACAUGCACCUCACACCUCUGUGCUGUGCUGAUAUUCUUUGUGCCCAUGGUGGGGCUGUCUUUGGUGCACCGCUUUGGGAAGCAUGCUCCACUUGCUGUCCACCUUCUUAUGGCCAAUGUCUAUCUCUUUGUGCCUCCCAUGCUAAAUCCAAUCAUAUAUAGUAUUAAGACCAAGGAGAUCCGCCAUGUUAUCAGCAAGCUCCUGGGUCUUAAGAAGGUCAGUGCUGGAUCCAGAGGCUAA
Lutra lutra (Eurasian river otter) is the source of this 993-nucleotide messenger RNA. RefSeq names its product olfactory receptor 51M1-like. Gene Ontology annotation, molecular function: G protein-coupled receptor activity; olfactory receptor activity. The record is from RefSeq and is a predicted model, not a curated record. The transcript has a single exon. Gene Ontology annotation, biological process: G protein-coupled receptor signaling pathway. Bases 1 to 993 code for a protein of 330 amino acids. Gene Ontology annotation, cellular component: membrane. Lineage: Eukaryota; Metazoa; Chordata; Mammalia; Carnivora; Mustelidae.